This is a messenger RNA of Chlamydomonas reinhardtii, 2618 nucleotides long. RefSeq lists its product as uncharacterized. Lineage: Eukaryota; Viridiplantae; Chlorophyta; Chlorophyceae; Chlamydomonadales; Chlamydomonadaceae. The record is from RefSeq and is a predicted model, not a curated record. The coding region runs from base 212 to 1009 and encodes 265 amino acids. The transcript has 3 exons.
CCAACCACCUUGAUGACUGCUCGCGCUCUCCUUUGCCCUGCUGCCACUACCCCAGCAUCGAGUAUCUGCCGUGCUUCGCAGCCGCUGGCCGCAAUCUGCAAUUCUACGCCAUCUCAUGGAGUAAUGGGAUGGCUGCCGCACCGCGCGCCAUCAGUUCCUGCUACGACCUGGCUACGACCUGGCCAGGACACGCGACCGCGCCGAAGCAGUGAUGGCCACCAUCAAAUUCUACCAGCUUCUGUGCGCGCAGAACGCACGCUACCCGCCGAACGUGCUGCCUGCUGGUGCUGUGAUGUCCGCGCAAGGCCCUGGAUUCACGCGUGAGCUGCUGUUCCGCACUGACGUGCUGGAGGUCCGGAAGGUCGUUUCGCCAUGGGCCGUCUUCGCGGCCUGGAGCGGCGUGGACUUCAAAAAGCUGAAAAAGCUGUACCGCGCCACCGCGAAGCGGCAAGGGCUUGUGCACAUCGCCAGCAAGGACGCCCUCACGUUGCGCGGCGACGUCUACACCGUGGACCUCAUUCCGGUGGGGCUGCCCAGCAGGAACGCGUGGCCGACCGCGGAGGAUGAGGCACGACUGCUACUGCACGGCCUACUUCACGGGCUCGCGGCAAUCCAUGAGGCCGGCUUCGUGCACCGCGACCUCCGCUGGGACAACUUCGCGUGCUCUCCAGCCUCACCCCGUCGCUGGUUCCUGCUUGACUUGGAGACCUGCGCCCCCGCCGACCAGUCGCCGCCGCCCACCUUCGAGCCGGCGGGGUGGCAGUCCGGCACCACCCUGGUGCACGGCCUCUACACGCGCGCGUCGGACCUGUACCAGCUCUGGGUGGCCGUGCAGCCACGCUGCGAACAGGUCGUGGUAUCUGCGGAGGGGAGGGCGUUCCUGGAAGCUAUCGCCACUCCUCCAGCCCAGCAGACGCGCAGUGCCGCGGAGCUGCUUGCGCAUGAGUGGCUGCGGUGCGAUGGCGCCGGCUUGUGCAGGGCCGCGGGCGCGCAGACGGGCGAACGCUAAUGGCGCUGUCGUAGGCUUGUACUAGCAGCAGCUAGCUACGGUGGCUCAGAUAUAAUCGUGCUCUGGAGGCGGAGGGCGCAGGCUGUUAUGCUUCAGUACGUGUGCUUUACGGCAAAUGCUCCGGCGUCAACGCGCUCGCUGCUGGUGAAAUGGCAGGCGGCAAGGAUGCUGUGCCCCCCGAAACAGCGUGGCAUGUGCCAGCUCCUUGCGGGGCAUAUUGGCGGCCAUGGGCUUCGGCACAGUGUGGUCCAGGACAGGGCGUGGCGGCACCGCGUGGCUGGGGACAGGGCGUGGCUGGACGAUGCGUGUGAUUCGGGACACGGAGCGGCGGCACAUUCUCCACAGCGUUGGUUUGAGCUCCAUCAUGCACGUUGAAAAAUGAUCAAGCCGUCGCAUCGCUCACUGGUUGCAGAGAUAGCGCAACGGCCAAUGCAUUUCUUUGUUGCUGAACAAGGUUUGGGUUCUCACAGUAAGAUUACGGCGCAGGGCAGAAGCCUAGCCUUUGACGCUCUGGUUGACAAAGCGCGGGACGCAUGGUUCAAUCCAGCAGGAGAUAGAUGGAGUGCAAGGCUGUUUCGUUUUCAUUUUGGUGUGGACGAACGUGCACGUGCCUUUAGUUACGGUUUGCGCGAGGGUGCGUGCUUGCCUCCUCUAUGGUGUAUUUGCUGAGGUGGUGGCUUGGGCUGUAGUCGUGUGGGCUAGGUGCGGCGGCUUUGAGCGUUCUCGCCGGCCCUGCCCCCCUCCCUACGUGUGGCCUUGCGAGUAGCCGAAGGGUGGGCUUGUGCUUUCCCAGGUGGCUCCCGGGUGGUGCGAGCGCCGCUCGUCCUCUGUUUGUUUUUGUUUGGGCGUUGGUUUUGCGAGCUGUCUCCACACCGCCUGACCCUUGAGCUCUGAAAGAGCACAGGCAGGUGGCUCUUGUGUUCGCGGCUAGACUUGUUUUGCAGGGGCAGAACAGGUCUGCCAUAGGCUUGGGCUCCAAGCGCUGCUUUUGAGAGCGCUCUCGCCAGUCCAGAGACUGGUAGGCUGCAGAGGCCGUGUGUCGGGCCCAUAUUGGGGGCAGGCUCACAGCUGUAACCUUGAUGCGGGGCCCAAGGUUUCGACUGGGACAGCUGUAAUGGUUGGCAGGGAGGGUUGGGGCGUGGGAUGCGCACUGGGCAGGGAUGGAGCAGCGUCGAUGUGGGCAAGGGAGGCGCAGGCAGGGGUGGUGAGGAGCAGCAGCAGUGGGUGGCAGGAUCUGUUAGUAGGACAAACAAUUUGGGGUUGCGAGGGUGGGCAGGGACGGGUGCGUGGCGUGCUGCCUGUGUGAGCGGGGGUUGGGUUAGGUGCGCGGCCGGAAUGGAAUGGGUAGUAUGAUGCGCCGCCGAGCGGCGGGACAGUUGUCGAGCAAUGCCUUGUCAACUCCUCGACGUUCGGGCGCACUAAAUGUGAACCUAUGUCGCGCCCUAUGAUAGGACAAUGAACGUUUCACACAGACAUAUACGCACGCAGACUGGCAAUAUGCAUACGGCCAACCCGGUCUCACCCGCCGUUGAACCACCGUCCAAAACUUGCGCUCACGGUUUCCUCAAUUACGAUUGGUCUGACACUCCGACUGUAAAUCGAACCUUAU